Molecule: messenger RNA, 1081 nt
Organism: Chlamydomonas reinhardtii
Lineage: Eukaryota; Viridiplantae; Chlorophyta; Chlorophyceae; Chlamydomonadales; Chlamydomonadaceae
Exons: 8
Coding region: 53-949 (298 amino acids)
Source: RefSeq, a predicted model, not a curated record
CACAAUUUGAACGAAUAUACCCCUGCAACUGAUCAAUCCUUCGGCAGGCAUCAUGUCAAACCGCACGCAACCGGGCGCCGCGGCGCCGCGCCUGCUCGCGCUCGCACUACUGCUCGCAACAGCUGCCUCCGCCUCCGUCACAGCCGGCGGCACCGCGGGCUGGCCCUCCGACCUCGCCUCCUUCCUGCUUUGCGCCAGCAAUCAGCCGCUGCAGGGCGUGAGGGACGACGCCUCGGGUCUGGCGGCCGACCCGGCGGGCGGAUGGUGGCUGGUGUCCAACCACCCCCUGGCGGCCCUGCGCUACAGUCCCGACAUGACGCGGCUGCAGCAGGUGGUGGCGCUGCCCGGCGUGCAGGACCCCGAGGCUAUCACGUGGCUGGGCCCGGGCCGCCUGGCGGUGUCGGAGGAGAUGCGGGACGUGGUGCUGGUCAGCACGCCGCCGGCCCCCGCCGUGGCGCUGGCGGGGGCCGCCGCCACCGGCACUGUGGGGCAGGAGAGCCUGGCCCUGCUCCCGGGCACGACGCGGCAGCAGGCGCAGUACACGGGCUCGCUGCGCGUGCCUGUGCCGCGCCAGCCCAACAAGGGCUUUGAGGGGCUGGCGUACAGCUCCACCGCCCAGGUCUUCUACGUGGCACAGGAGGAUACGCCGCAGGUGGUGUACGAGGUAAAGUCCAACGGCACAUACCGGGUGCUGUUCGACGCGGCGGGCCUGGGCCUGAAGGACCUGUCGGAGCUCAGCUGCUACCGACCCGACUGCAGCCAGCUGCUGAUCAUGUCGCAGGCCAGCAAGCGGGUGGUGCUGGUGGACCUGGCGGGGCGAGAGCUGUCCGCGCUCAAGGUCAAGGGGCUGCCGCGGCCCGAGGGGUUGGCGGUCAGUCCUGACGGCCUCACAAUGGCAAUCGCAAGCGAGCCCAACACGUUCAACCUCUACAGAGUCGGCUCAUGCUGAGCGCCUGGCCGCGCCGCGACUAGCCUAGGACUGAGCUGCGAUCGUGGCCGCGCGCCGGGAACUAAAUGGAAUGGAAGGGCUUGUGCAGCGGCGGCACGUACCCGGAUUAGCGUGCCAGAAACCUGUACGGUA